This is a messenger RNA of Culex pipiens pallens (northern house mosquito), 1666 nucleotides long. RefSeq names its product unconventional prefoldin RPB5 interactor-like protein (gene uri). Gene Ontology annotation, molecular function: chromatin binding; transcription corepressor activity; phosphatase inhibitor activity. The record is from RefSeq and is a predicted model, not a curated record. Bases 131 to 1585 code for a protein of 484 amino acids. Gene Ontology annotation, biological process: negative regulation of phosphatase activity; negative regulation of transcription by RNA polymerase II. Lineage: Eukaryota; Metazoa; Arthropoda; Insecta; Diptera; Culicidae. The transcript has 3 exons.
ACAGAUAUUUUCGCAUAAGCGUGUAUGUUUUGAUUCCGGCAUCCGCACGCCGUGUGAUUUUUUUGUUUUGAAUCUUUUUUGCAUUGUGGCUUUAAAUGCCGGUUAGGGUUACAUUUUCAUAUUAUUUACCAUGGAUCUUUACAGUAAAGUGUACACCGAGGCUCUGCAGAAGAAUACAGCGGAAGCGACAAAAUGGAAACAAUACGAGCAAGAACAUCAGGAAGUGAAAUCCAAUCUGGACCUGUAUCGCAAGCAGUUCAAAGUUGAUAUUCUUAUCCCGAUCGGAUCAAAAGCCUUACUCCCGGGAUACUUGUACCACACCGGGGAAGUGCUGGCCAGUCACGGUUCCGGUUACUUUUCCGACUGUACCGUCGAUCAGGCCAAAUUAAUCGUUGAUCAUCGCCUUAAAGCCGCCCGGGAAAUGCUGCAAAAAUACGACAGGGAGCGAGAACUUUUUACCGAUAAGAUGGAAGUGCCUUUUGCAGAGGAAGCAUUUGGAGGUCAGGAAAUCAUCGAAGAAUACGACGACCAACGAGAAAGUGUGUGGCGCGAAGAGCAUCGACAACGUGUCAAGGAAAGCAAAACACGCGAGGCGCAGGAAAGGCAGCAGAACAAGCAGGAUAGCAGAGACCGACAAAUCAUGGAGCAUCUGGAAGAGUUGGAGCUGAUGGAGGAGCUAGAAGCGGAAAUAGACGGAUUGAAUGUGCCCCCCAACGACGAACAGUUGCACAAGUUGAUGUCUGGCGAGAUCAGGUUGAGUGAAAAAAAGAGAAUUGCUCACGAUCGUGAAACAGAACACCACUCAAACACAUCAUGCACUCCGGUGAACAAUUCCUCAAACGACGAACAAUGUGAAAUUGAAACCACUGACGACGACGAGGAGGAGGACGAAGAGUCGAGUGCUUCGGAAGAUAACGUUUCACCAGCAUUCUUAAAGCUUUUGCAGGUUACCAAGAGCAUGAACAAACGCGACAAAAUCGAAACUUUCAAGCAAGAAUUGAAGGAAAUUCAACUUAAAUUAAAACAAAGUGAAACCACCAUCGAAGAAAAGGUGGACCUCUACGAUCUGUCGUACGAGCUGGAAGAAGCACUUGAUUUUCUCCUUCCUUCUUGGGAAGAAUCCGGUGAGAAAAGCGAAAAAAGAAAAAAAGUUAUCAAGUUUGCGAACGACGUGAGCGUUAAAAUCAUUGAUGAUGAAGAAACAAACACAAAGUGCAACAGCACACUGGAGCUUAAAAUCAAACAUUCUGAUGAAUGCACCACAUAUUCGACGCCAUCCGAUGGAAACAACGAAAUUCAAAGUCCAGUUGACAUUUACCGUUUGUUUGAGCAUUGCACAUCAAAAGAGAUCGUUGCUCCGCCCAAGUUGGAAACCAAAUCAAUUUUGAAAAAGCGAAACGCAACCCAACAGGAGGCUAAACACAUCGAGUCUGUAACUAAGAAAAAGAGUAGCAUUGCAACAGACAUCAUCGGAGACGUCGUUGAACACAAAGUCACAAAUCCUGAUUCCAAUCCAUGUUCGGCUAUAAAACAAGACUUUACAGAACCGAAAAGGGUCAGCCGGUUUAAACAGCUUCGUAAAUGAUUUUUUUUUUUUUUUGGCGCGUGAAAAUAAUGAGUUUAUCAAAAAUAUAUUAUCAUAAAAUAUAAAUAUAAUAUCAUAACA